Molecule: messenger RNA, 1011 nt
Organism: Diutina rugosa
Lineage: Eukaryota; Fungi; Ascomycota; Pichiomycetes; Serinales; Debaryomycetaceae
Product: RNA recognition motif domain-containing protein
Exons: 1
Coding region: 1-1011 (336 amino acids)
Cellular component (GO): cytoplasm; nucleus
Molecular function (GO): mRNA binding
Source: RefSeq, a predicted model, not a curated record
AUGAAUCAAUACGUCACCAAACUGAAUCAGCAACCGAUGCUCCACAUGGAUGACGAGUGGGUGAACUUCCAGGAGUUCAGUGAUGGCCUGCGCGAAUCUGUCAACAAUGUGGAGGUAAACGAUGACCACAACGCUCGUGAAGAGCCUCCCACAAUUCAGGUCGUACUUACAGGGAUCAAGCGGCUCGGGUCGCUGAGCUUGACGGGUACCUUCUACUCGAUUUUGCUUUCUAACUUGCCUUUGUACAGUGUGGACGACAUUCGCAAGUUGAUUGUACUGAACGUCAAAGUAAACCUUCCUCCACACACCCACAUAAAUCUUGAUGUGGUGCCCGGAGAUGGUACUCAUGACGGGGCGUGUAUUGUGUCGGUAUCUGAUGUGAAUGUUGCUGUGUGCUUGGUACGCUGCUUCAAUGGGUUGAUGCUCAACAACCACACCAUCGAUGCUAGAUUUAUUCCGCCUCCAACUACUGACGCUUCAAUGAACUCUGUUGACGCUGCACCGAUUGUGGUGAAUCCCAAGCCGGAUUGGGCUAGCAAGGCUAGCACGCACCGUGUGUUUAUUGGGAAUCUCCCAUACGACAGCAAGUUCUCUCAGUUGAAAGACUUUAUGGUGAAGACAUACGGCAUUGAGUUUGUUCCCACGAUUAACAACAUCGAGAUUCCUGUGAAAGACCAAUGGCUGAACAGCCACUUAGCAAGUGAACCGGCAUGUACCCGAGGUUUCGUAGUGAUAGACUUGGGCGACGAAACUGAAGCGGCGGAAAUGAUUGUGAUGCUUAACGGUAAGCAGUUUAUGGGUCGACCAUUAUGGGUUCACUACGACCAGCACCCCAUAAAGUACCCCAAGGGUAAGGUGGUGAGAUCUUUUGGGUGGCAAGGGGGGCCUCCAGUGACGUACAUAUACCCCAAGCCGUACCCUCAUUAUAACCACAACGUUCAUCAGGCGCCUAAACUGGUCCAAAUAAAGCCAUUGAACGCGGAACACGCGACCCCAUCACGCAGUUUUUAG